Messenger RNA from Puma concolor (puma), 1689 nucleotides. RefSeq names its product coenzyme Q9 (gene COQ9). Gene Ontology annotation, cellular component: mitochondrial inner membrane. Gene Ontology annotation, biological process: ubiquinone biosynthetic process. The record is from RefSeq and is a predicted model, not a curated record. Gene Ontology annotation, molecular function: lipid binding. NCBI's taxonomy places the organism in Eukaryota, Metazoa, Chordata, Mammalia, Carnivora, Felidae.
AUGAGGACUCUGCGGGAGCGCGGGCAGGGCGGAAGUGGCCUUGGCGAGCUCCCGGGUGUCCGCAGCGUCACUGGCGGAGGCGUGCCCGCUUCCAAGAUGGCGGCGGCAGCGGCGGCGGUGUCAGGCGCGCUCGGCCGGGCGGGCUGGAGGCUCCUGCAGCUGCGGUGCCUGCCCGUGUCCCGUUGCCAGUCAGCCGUGGUGUCACGUGCCUUCCAUGCUUCAGCUGUGCAGCUGAAGUCUUCAGAUGAGCAGAAGCAACAACCUCCCCCAUCUUUUUCUCAGCAACAUCCUGAGACACACAGAGCAGAAGAACCCAAGCCAGAGUCCCCUCGUCCACCCCCCAGGUACACAGAUCAGGGCGGUGAGGAGGAGGAGGACCAUGAGAGCGAGGAGCAGCUGCAGCACCGCAUCCUGACCGCAGCCCUGGAGUUCGUGCCUGCCCACGGGUGGACAGCAGAGGCCAUCGCGGAAGGAGCCCAGUCUCUGGGUCUCUCCACUGCAGCAGCCAGCAUGUUUGGGAAUGACGGCAGUGAGCUGGUACUGCAUUUUGUGACCCAGUGCAAUGCUCGGCUCACUCAUGUGCUGGAAGAGGAGCAGAAGCUGGUACAGCUGGGCCAGGCUGAGAAGAGGAAGACAGACCAGUUCCUGAGGGACGCAGUGGAAACCAGACUGAGAAUGCUGAUUCCGUACAUUGAGCACUGGCCCCGGGCCCUCAGCAUCCUCAUGCUCCCGCACAACAUCCCAUCCAGCCUAAGCCUGAUCACCAGUAUGGUGGAUGACAUGUGGCAUUACGCUGGGGACCAGUCCACUGAUUUUAACUGGUAUACCCGCCGAGCUGUGCUGGCUGGCAUCUACAACACGACAGAGCUGGUGAUGAUGCAGGACUCGUCCCCAGACUUCGAGGACACUUGGCGCUUCCUGGAAAACCGGAUUAAUGACGCAAUGAAUAUGGGCCACACUGCCAAGCAGGUAAAGUCCACUGGAGAGGCACUGGUUCAAGGACUCAUGGGUGCAGCAGUGACACUCAAGAACCUGACCGGUCUAAACCAGCGCCGGUGAGCGGAAUGGGGUGUGAGCUAGAGUGCCCAGAAGAAAAUCUGCAGAUACAUUGAAAGGGCUUUGAAAGAUAUGAAGUGCUGCCCAUGGAACAGGGUGUUAAUGAGAAAACACUGAAGGACUCCUGAGUCACUACGACAGCCACCUGGAAACCACAGAGCACUUGAUACAGCUGUAGCCUGCGAUCAGGCUACUUCUUCAGUUCUAAAUACCAGGCCAGGCCUCCUGAUGCCUUUCUGCAUUACCACUGUGUGACAAAAAAUGAGGCUCUCAUCCAAGCGUUCAAGCCACAGAAACCCGGCAUGUCCCUAUCUAUGGUCUCACAGAUACUUGAUCAUGUCUUAACCUUCCUAGAGUAAUCUCUGGGGCUCCCAAAUCAGAGUCAGGCUGUGAAACCUUUAUAAAGUGGCAGCCCAUCCCCAGCACAGCACAGACUUGUGCACACAGGCGUUCCUUGCACCCCUCCCCUUUCUGGUGUCCUGAGAUGCUGCACCUGGGAACCCCUCAGAAAGCUUCCUCACUUGAGACUGGUGCCUGCUGGACAGUGGUGCCCAGCCUGGCCGGAGGCGUGAACCCAGGCCGUUGUCGCAUUACACCAGCAUGUGUUGUAGGGUUAAGAGUCUGUACAAAUAG